Molecule: messenger RNA, 1020 nt
Organism: Suhomyces tanzawaensis NRRL Y-17324
Lineage: Eukaryota; Fungi; Ascomycota; Pichiomycetes; Serinales; Debaryomycetaceae
Gene: SUI2
Product: translation initiation factor eIF2 subunit alpha
Exons: 1
Coding region: 42-944 (300 amino acids)
Cellular component (GO): multi-eIF complex; eukaryotic 48S preinitiation complex; eukaryotic translation initiation factor 2 complex
Molecular function (GO): ribosome binding; RNA binding; translation initiation factor activity
Source: RefSeq, a predicted model, not a curated record
CAUUAAACCUCAUUAACGCAACUCACAUUCCAAUAUACAAGAUGAGUUCCUCCAAUUGCAGAUUCUACGAGAACAAGUACCCCGAAGUGGAUGAGGUGGUCAUGGUUAAUGUCCAAGAAAUCGCCGAAAUGGGUGCCUACGUCAAAUUAUUAGAAUAUGACAAUAUCGAAGGUAUGGUGUUAUUAUCAGAAUUAUCCAGAAGACGUAUCAGAUCUAUCCAGAAAUUGAUCCGUGUCGGAAAGAACGAAGUCGCCGUUGUCUUGAGAGUUGACAAAGAAAAGGGAUACAUUGAUUUAUCAAAGAGAAGAGUUUCCGCUGAAGAUAUUGUCAAGUGUGAUGAGAGAUAUAACAAGUCCAAGGCUGUUCAUUCCAUUUUGAGACAUUGUGCUGAAAAGUUCUCCGUCUCUUUGGAGACCUUAUAUCAAACCGUUGGAUGGCCUUUGAGCAGAGUCUACGGUCACGCCUAUGACGCCUUCAAAGUAUCGAUCACUGACCCUUCCAUUUUUGACAAGAUUGAAUGUCCAUCUCAAGAUGUGUUAGAUGAAUUGAAGUUAUACAUUUCCAGAAGAUUGACCCCACAAGCCCAAAAGAUAAGAGCCGAUGUCGAAGUCUCUUGCUUCAGUUACGAAGGUAUCGAUGCCAUCAAGGAAGCUUUAAAAGCUGCAGAAGAACUCUCCACAGAACAAAUGCAAGUCAAGGCCAAGUUGGUGGCUGCCCCAUUGUAUGUUAUCUCCACACAAGCAUUAGAUAAAGCCCAAGGUAUUGCUUUAUUAGAGCAAGCCAUCGAAAAGAUCACUGAAACCAUCACUGCUAAGGGAGGUGCUUGCAAGGUCACUUUGGCUCCAAAGGCUGUCACUGCCAGUGAAGAUGCUGAAUUACAAGCAUUAUUGGAAAGAAAGGAAGCUGAGGAUAAGGAAUCUUCAGACGAGGAAGAGGAAGAUUAAUCGUAUAUAAUGCAUGUUCAUAGAUAAUUAGCUAGUGCAGCUAGCAGAAAUGUAGCAUAGCAACGAGCGUGGGCAA